AUGCCUUGCUUAGAAAAUGCGCGGGCUGCCGACUACAUCCUCGUCACCUGGGACGGACCGAAUGAUCCAGACAACCCUUACAACUGGCCUCUUCGACGAAAAUGGACUUUGACAAUCAUGUCCGGCGUGAUCACGUUUCUGACGAUGAUGAAUGGCACGAUCAUAACGGUCGCUCACAAUGCAAUAUCCCGGGAUUUGCAUAUCUCAGACAGUUCAUUUCCCAACUCGUAUUGGCCUGUUACGUCGUGGGCGAUCGGAGUUGGAAUUUUUGCACUCUUCUUCCUUCCACUGAUGGAGGAUUUCGGGGUACGGUGGGCCUUUCUCGGCUCAUAUGCCCUCUUCAUAUGUUUCGUCAUCCCCCAGGCCCUUGCCAAGAACUUUACUACGCUUGUUGUGACCAGAUUCUUUGCUGGCGGCUUUGUCGCUAUCGUUGGUAAUACUUGCGUAUCAGUGGCGGGGAAUAUCUGGGAAGAUGAACGCGGGCGCACGAUUCCAGUGAGCAUUUAUAUCGUCGCCUACUUAUCAAGAAGCAGUAUGGGUCCUGUAGUUGGUGCUGCAAUCUUCCAAUUUCUUUCUUGGAGGUGGAUAGGAUACAUUCAGCUUAUAUGGUUCGUGGCACUGUUUCCUAUAUACGCCAUUGAAUUCCGAGAAUCUCGCGGCAGUACAAUACUUCGUCAGCGCGCGACAUUGCUACGGUCGCAAGGGAAAAGAGCAUAUACGAAGCAAGAGAUUGAUAGUGGUGGCGAAGACAAAUCCAUCGUCGAUCAAGUCCUCAAAAGUGCCGUCCGCCCACUUACACGUUUUUCAGAGAGCCAGUUGCAUUUAUCUCUACGAUGUGGUCAGCCUUCACUGUCGGUGUUCUAUAUCUUUUCACCCAGUCUGUUGAACAAGUAUUUAGUGGUCUAUAUGAUUGGACUCCGUGCCAAGGUGGGUACGUUCAGUCUGCGAUUGUCAUUGGAGAGAUGUUUGGCUGGGCUGGAACUUUGCUAUCCGCGAGGAUCUACUUUGCUUCAGCUUGUAGAAAUACCGUGA
Molecule: messenger RNA, 1032 nt
Organism: Penicillium longicatenatum
Lineage: Eukaryota; Fungi; Ascomycota; Eurotiomycetes; Eurotiales; Aspergillaceae
Exons: 1
Coding region: 1-1032 (343 amino acids)
Biological process (GO): transmembrane transport
Molecular function (GO): transmembrane transporter activity
Source: RefSeq, a predicted model, not a curated record